UUGGCAUUCUCCUGUCAUAGUUGUUGCUUGGAAUUUUCUUGUCAUUAGUUGAUACAAGACUGUCGAUACGAAAUAAACAUGAAUAAAACAAAAAAUAGCAAAUCUUCGGCAAUAACGCGUUUAAAUCGUUUGGUAUUUACCUAUGAGCUGCAUUUAUGGGUAACCCAGUGUCUAAAGCUUAAUAUGCCAGAGGAGGAAGCCACCGAUGAUGUUGUUGAGCAUUUGGUGGAUACGUUAACCUUUGACUUUUUGGACGAAGAGGUGGAAAGAUGCAACGUAUUUGGUCAUGAGCUGAUAUUGGAUGAUUUGACCAAACAAAAAGCUAAGGAUUUCGUACUCCUUAAAUAUCCCACUAUGUUGACAGAUGUGAAUAUUGGGGCCUUGACCGAUGUGACCAAUGUGACCGCUAUGAACGCUGAACCAGUUGAGAAGGAAGUGGAAUAAUACAUCAUUUCCUUUGCAUUUUCCUUGUAACUGCAUACGCUUAUUAUUAAAAAGCAAAAGAGUUGACGAACAUUUAAAA
Drosophila willistoni is the source of this 523-nucleotide messenger RNA. RefSeq lists its product as uncharacterized. The coding region runs from base 79 to 444 and encodes 121 amino acids. Lineage: Eukaryota; Metazoa; Arthropoda; Insecta; Diptera; Drosophilidae. The record is from RefSeq and is a predicted model, not a curated record. The transcript is spliced from 2 exons.